AUGGAUGAUGUGUUGAAUGAAAACAAAAUAGUUGCAGCUGAAAGCAAGAAGGUAGCUGAUCGUGAAAAGAUUCUCGAAAUGCAUGUGAAGAGAUUAGAGUCUGACAACAAGGCAUUGUUAAAGAAGAUUGAUACAGAUCAGACUGAGAUUGAUUUCCUUAAAGUGCGAGUGGCUGAACUAGAAGAAGAAAAGGCUCGCAGAGAUGAGCAGAACAAAUAUUUCGAGAUGAAAAACAAAGAGCUUGAAGCUGCAAAAGCAAUGAAAGAACAUGAGUUUUACAUGUUAAACAAAGUUGUUGAGAAUAUGCUUGGAAAGUUAAUAGAACAAAGAUUUGAGGAGAUUGCAGUUGAAGAACAUAGAGCUAAACACCAAGCUAAGAUUGACGCACAAAUGAAAGAUAUGGGAAAAGGUGUUGAAAGCAGUGUGGCAGUAGCUGAAAGUUCAAUUGUUCCAUCUCUUGUUAUUGAGAAUCCAGUUCCUAUAUCCUCCGUAUCAGCAAUCUUUGAAGAACAUGUAUCACUGGAAGAUCUUGCUGGUGAUGACGAUGAAGAAAAUGAUGAGGAGGAUGACGAUGAAGAGGGUGAUGAAGAUGAGGAAGAUGACGAUGAUGAAAAACUUUUCUCUGCUAGCAGUCAUGGUUUCGAUGAUGACAAUGACGAUGAUGAUAAUCAGGGUGGUAUGGGAAUCAAAGUGACUAAACAGUCAAGUGAAAGGAGUGUUGAUGAUUACUUGAAUGAUACUAUGAAUGAAGAGACAGGGGGGGCUGAAGGAAAGGGGGAGCAUGGUGAUGAUCAAAAUGUAGAACAUGUUGAAAAGUAA
Helianthus annuus (common sunflower) is the source of this 819-nucleotide messenger RNA. Its product is annotated as zinc finger CCCH domain-containing protein 15 homolog. The record is from RefSeq and is a predicted model, not a curated record. Lineage: Eukaryota; Viridiplantae; Streptophyta; Magnoliopsida; Asterales; Asteraceae. Bases 1 to 819 code for a protein of 272 amino acids. The transcript has a single exon.